This is a messenger RNA of Frieseomelitta varia, 11895 nucleotides long. RefSeq names its product protein dachsous (gene ds). Gene Ontology annotation, biological process: homophilic cell-cell adhesion. Gene Ontology annotation, molecular function: calcium ion binding. The transcript is spliced from 17 exons. Lineage: Eukaryota; Metazoa; Arthropoda; Insecta; Hymenoptera; Apidae. The coding region runs from base 904 to 10887 and encodes 3327 amino acids. Gene Ontology annotation, cellular component: plasma membrane. The record is from RefSeq and is a predicted model, not a curated record.
GAGAGAGAGAGAGAGAGAGAGAGAGAGAGAGAGAGAGAGAGAGAGAGAGAGAUGAAGGGCGUACCAGACGCGAAACGAUCGCGCCGGGUUCGCGACCGGUCGUGUUGAUCGUCGAGUUAUCGGACGUGAAUCUAACGCGAGGAAUGUACGAUAUCUCGAGGCGAAGAUAUUCCAGCAAAGGUGAGGACAGCGCGGAUACCACGGCUCGCUACGGAGAGAGACAGAGAAAGGAAUAGGAGCGAUAGGGAGAGAGAGGGUGUUGCGCGGUGCUAGAACGAAAGGAGGAAGAACGCGAGUGGUGGAAAAGACGGUGGGAGGAGGAAAGAAGACGGAGAACAACGUAGAACGAGGUCGGAUAAGCUCGCAUCCACCGAAGGAAUUUCCACGGGGAGGUAUCGCGCGCUGGUCUGGCCAACGGCAUGUUUUUAAUCUAGCGCAGUCACCUUUGCAGAGACGUUCGGCUGGUUGUGGUAUUAUAGCCUCUGUGGGAUACAGGCGCGAACGCAACGCAACAGUCGAACGCAACUCUUAGAAGUGGAAGUGUUUACGAGAGGAACGACCAAGGUAAAACGUGAUUGUGGUUGGUGCUGGUGCUGCUAGUGGGUGAUUAAUGUGCCGUUUGAUCGCGUACACGCGUUUUCCUCCGCCGGAUUUUUAACAACGGACGCGCGUACAAGACGCUGAUUGUCGGCAAGGAACGCCGAAGAGAGAGAGAGAGAGAGAGAGAGAGAGAGAAAGAGAGAAAGGGAAAUUUCGUGGCCGCAUGAAGAAUAUUAGGAGGUAUCGAACGGUGCCGCCGCGUCCUCUAACGAUCGAUCGUUCAGGAAUGGAAAGAUCCAGAUAAUAGCGAAGGACGGCGGAGGCGAAGGUGGUGGUGGCGGCGGCGGUUGUGGAGGCCCCAGGAUGCGGCACCUGCUACUACUGUUCCUCGUCCUGGGAGCGAUUGUUCUCGCCCCGGGCGCACGGUCUGAGCUCGUAAGAUACUUGGAGGUCUCGGAGAAUGCUCGACCAGGAACCAGGGUGGGUUUCAUCGACGCCGAUAGCCCGCCGUAUUUGAUCGUGUCGGUUUCCGGGUCGGCGGUUGAUUCAGAUUUGAUAGUGGAUCACGCGACCGGCGAGAUAAGGACAAAAGUGCCAUUGGAUCGCGAGACUAGACCGUCCUACAGCUUGGUCGCUCUGCCGCAGAACAUUCAGGUGGUGGUGAAGGUUCUCGACGAGAACGACAAUGCGCCGACGUUUCCUGUGGACCACGUGGACGUCGAGUUCCCGGAGAAUUCGCCUCGCGAUGCGAAACGAGCCUUGCCGCCCGCUAAGGAUCCCGAUCUCGGCCAAUACUCGACGCAACGUUACGAGAUCGUGUCCGGAAAUCACGGGGAUGCGUUUAGACUGUCGCAGCAUCGUGGUCGCGACGGUGUUUUAUAUCUGGAUCUGCAAAAUUCCGGAUCGUUGGAUCGCGAGGCUCGUUCUCGGUAUCAUCUGGUGAUAGAGGCGUUGGACGGCGGUGCUCCGCCGCUUCGCACGAGGCUGCACGUGAAUGUGACUGUGCAGGACGUGAACGACAAUCCGCCGAUUUUCAAUCAGACGAGGUAUGUGGCCAGCAUACCGGAGAAUGCGACCGUCGGCACGUCGGUGUUGGAGGUGAAUGCGACGGACAGCGACGCUGGCGACAACGGCCGAAUCGAGUAUUCCAUCAAUCGGAGGCAAUCGGAUCGCGAGGAGAUGUUUCGCAUCGAUCCGGAAACCGGCAUGGUUUACGUGAACAAGGCGUUGGACUUUGAAUCGAAAGAGCGGCACGAACUGGUGAUCGUUGCGCGGGAUCGCGGCGCCCAGCCUCUCGAGGCGAGUGCGUUCCUCUCGGUCCGUGUAACCGACGUAAACGACAAUCAACCGGCCAUCACAGUGAUCUUCCUCUCGGACGACGCAACGCCCAAGAUCAGCGAGAGCGCCCAGCCAGGAGAAUUCGUCGCCAGGAUAUCGGUGAGCGAUCCGGACUCGAGGACUGAGUAUUCGAACGCUACUGUCACGUUGACCGGUGGCGAAGGACACUUUGGCCUGGCCACCAGAGACAACAUCAUAUACCUAGUGGUUGUUGAGAGGCCGCUGGAUCGCGAGGAGAAGCCCGUUUACGAUCUUUCGGUGGAAGCGACCGACGCUGGCACACCUCCGUUGCGAGCCGUCCGAACGUUUCGUCUUCUCGUCACGGAUGUAAACGACAACGCCCCGAAAUUCGGCCGAGAAAUGUACGAGGCCCAUUUGCUCGAAGCCUCGGAGCCGGGUACCCCGGUUUUGAAAGUGACUGCUACGGACCUCGACGAAGGUGCCAACUCCGCCAUCAAGUACUCUAUUUUUAAUUCCACGUGGUUCACCAUCGACGAAACCACCGGUUUGAUAUCCACGCGGACUCACGUCGACUGUGAAGCUGAUCCUGCGCCAAUUCUAGUGGUUAUCGCCACCGAUUCCGGUCGUCCGCCGUUAAGUAGUAGUGCGACAGUUCGCGUCACCGUCCACGAUCUCAACGACAACGAGCCGAUCUUCGAGAAACCGCUGUACAACGCCACCGUACCCGAGGAUAUGCCCGUUGGACACUGCUUUCUCAAGGUACAGGCGACGGAUCCGGAUUGCGGCGUGAACGCAAUGGUAAAUUACACGCUAGCCGCGGGAAGAAUGGAAAGCGAACAGCUGAUGGUACGCAGCGAUACCGGAGACAUUUGCGUCAGAACACCGUUGGACAGAGAAACAGCUCCCUAUCUGGAGAUUCCCGUCAUCGCUACCGAUAGAGGUGGUCUCAGUACCGUAGCUAUCGUACGUGUGCAAGUGACGGACGUCAACGACAAUCGUCCGAUCUUCGAGCCAAGAAAGUACAACGUCACUCUGAGGAGCGACAGUCCGAUACAAGGGCCGAUUCUGAGGCUGGUGGCCACGGACAUGGACGCGGGACUUUUCGGUCAGGUCGCGUACCGCAUCACCAGCGGGAACGAAGCUGGUGUUUUUCACAUCGAUCGGAACACCGGUGAACUUCAAGUCGGCAGGCCGAAUUUGCUCCCGAGGUCGCCGCUGCAUCAGUUGAACGUGACGGCGACGGACGCGGCUGGCCUGAAGAGCACGUUCGACGCUGAAGUCCGGAUCAGCACGUCCUCGCCUGGCCACAGAAUCGCCAGCUGUGAGAAACCACGCUACACCAUCACCGUGAAGGAGACCGUCUCUCAGAACAGCAUCGUCGGUGGCGUGAAAGACGGAUCUUCGUCCUCCUCGUCGUCGGGUGAACGGGCAAUCAGAUUUUAUUUGGCGAAGGAAGAACCGGAUCUAACGAUGGACCCCAAUACCGGCAUGAUCCGCGUUCGCCUUCCGUUGGAUCGUGAAACGCGGGACAAGUAUAUCCUGAGCGUGGAGGCGCGCAAUGGAAUUUCCGUGGGCUACUGUCAGGUGGAAUUGAACGUGGAGGACGUGAACGACAACGCGCCGACCUUUCCGACCAGCAGCGUGCGCAUUUCGGUGCCGGAGUCGCAUCCCCUGCAUUCGGCGCUGUACGUGGCACACGCGACCGAUCCGGACGUCGUCCCAUCCCACCCGAUACGCUACGUCCUUGGUCAGAACAGCAACGACCUGUUCGGAAUAGACGGCCGGUCGGGAGAGCUCUAUUUAGCCAGGAGAUUGGAUUACGAGACUCAGCAGAGGCACGGCCUUCUGAUAAGAGCGUUGGACGGUGCCGGCCUCUCCGCGAAUCUCAGCCUGAGCGUCGAGGUGCAGGACGUGAAUGACAACCCCCCAGUGUUCGAGAGGAACGAGUAUCACGUGGAGGUUCCCGAAGGCGCCAGGCUCGAUUCUCAAAUUCUUCAGGUGACCGCGGUGGACCUCGACACCGGCAAUAACGCGCGGCUGAGUUACCGUCUUCAAGGAUCGACGGCCUUCCGGAUCAGUCCCAACACCGGCUGGAUUUAUCUCGCGCAGAUUCUCGAUCGCGAGACCUUGGAUCGGCACGCGCUGACGGUCCUCGCGACCGACAACGGUUCUCCGGCUGCAACCGCCAGCGCUUCCGUGCUAGUCACGGUGCUCGACGACAACGACAACGAUCCCCGUUUCGAGAAGGACUUUUACGGGUUCGAGCUGCUGGAGAAUCUGCCCUCGGGCACGCUGGUCGGUUCUGUGAGCGCCUCCGAUCCCGAUCUCGGCAAGAACGCCCUGCUCAGGUACGCGGUGGUCCAGGCCAACAGCAGUUUCACCGUCGAUCCUGACACAGGCGAGAUUGCCACGAGAGAGCCGCUCGAUCGGGAAACGAAGAUCGUGCACGAGCUGGUCCUCGAAGCUCGGGACCAAGGUACCCCGUCGAGAGCGGCCAGAGUACCCCUCAAGGUUACAGUGUUGGACGUGAAUGACAACUCGCCGGAAAUCGUGGACCCACAGGGAGAUGUGGUCAGCGUCAGGGAGGAACAACCGCCGGGGACGGAAGUGGCGCGUGUCAGGGCAUUGGACCACGAUCUCGGUGAAAAUGCGUCUGUGACGUACACGAUUCUGAAAGACCGAGACUCGGAUGGUUACAACGUUUUCACCAUUGACCCAAUCACCGGCAUGAUCAGAACGAAGGCGGUUCUCGAUCACGAGGAGCGAAACGUAUACCGGGUGUCCGUAAAGGCGACGGACGCGGGCCGACCGCCACGACACAGCGUGCGCGCGUUGAGAGUCGAGGUUCUAGCGCUGGCGGAUAACCGGCCGACCUUUACCAGCAGCAGCCUUACCUUUAACGUGCGCGAGGACGCCAGCAUCGGGCAAGCUGUGGGAUCGGUGUCGGGUGCAGGGCCAGCGGGUCGUGUGGCCUUCACCUUGGACUCGCUGACGCCCGCUAGCGAAUUUCCAGCGUUCGACGUCGAUCGUAGCUCCGGCCAAUUGGUGGUCGCUCAUUCGCUCGACCGCGAGAACGUCAGCGAGUAUCACUUGGAGAUACGCGCGUUGGACACCACGUCGAUCGGCAACCCCCAGAGCAUCGCUGUCUCGGUGAAGAUUGUGAUUGAGGAUGCUAACGACAAUCCACCCCGAUGGCCGCAGGAUCCGAUAACCGUUCGCGUGUCGGAGAGGGCGGUGAUCGGCUCCACCAUAUACAACUUGACGGCCGUCGAUCUGGACAGCGGUUUGAACGGCGAUCUUCGAUACGGUCUGGUGGCCGAGUUUCCAUCGAGAGGCAGCUUCGCGGUCGACUCGUUGACCGGCGCUCUCACGUUGGCCCGGCCGCUCGACAGGGAGGAGAGAGCCGAGUACACGCUGAUUCUCAAGGCGUCGGAUCGCGCUCCACCCGGCGAGCAAUUAGCCUCGACCGUGACUGCGAGGAUCGUCGUGCUCGACCAGAACGACAACGACCCGGUCUUCGUCGCGCCUGAAUCCGCUAAAGUCGCGGUCACACCGGACCUCUUGCCAGGGGCGACGCUCGUGAGAGUGGUCGCCGUGGAUAAAGACGCAGGUGACAAUGGCCGUGUAUCGUACGUGAUUACAUCGGCGAACGAGGAGGCGAGAUUCUCGGUGGGUUACGAGUCCGGUAUAGUGAGCCUGGAGAGGCCUAUGGUGAGGUCGACCGAGCUCGAGAUUACGGCCAACGAUCACGGUUCCCCACCGCGCAAGUCCACGCUCAGGCUGAUUUUGACGCUGGCUUCUGGACAGACGAACGGACCUCCUCGGCUACUGCUGGCCAAUCCUGUCGCUAGAAUUUCAGAGGAUCUGCAGGUCGGCGCGCCGGUUCUAAACGUCGCCGGUCCUAUCAUCGCCGAUCAGGGUAACGUCAGCUUCAGUAUACCGAGCAAUCUGGCAGCGGACAAAUUCUCCGUCACGCCGAACGGUCUGGUGACGUUGCGCGGCCCUCUGAAUCGCGAGCUGGUCUCCCGCUACUCGGUUCCAAUUCUGGCGAGGUCCAGCAAACUGUUGGACAUCAGCGCGCUCGAGGUUCUAGUCAUGGAUGAAAACGACAACAGCCCUGAAUUUCGACCGGGCUCGUGUUACACGCUCGCCGUACCGGAGAACCAAGGGACUUCCGUCAUUCACACGAUCGCGGCGGCUGAUCUCGACGAAGGGAAAAACGGAGAAAUUUAUUACAGCAUCGUAGGUGGCAACAUCGGCGCAAAGUUCACCUUGGAUCCUGUAACCGGAAUGCUGUCGAUGUCGAAUCUGGACCGAGAAGCGGUGUCCAAGUACGCGCUGACGAUUUCAGCCAAGGACAAAGGUCGGCCUAGUUUGGAGGCGCGAUGUAACUUGACCGUGAUCGUUUUGGACGUGAACGACAACGCUCCGUCGUUCGUGCAAAACCAGUACACCGAGUCGAGGCCCCGAGGAUCGGUCGCAAGUGCCGAGUAUCCCGGAUUCGCUUUGUCCAACGGCUUCUCGUACAGCUCCUCCAACUAUCCGACAAACUAUCACCCUAGCAAAUACGUGGCCACCAUUUCCGAGGACGUGGCGCCAGAUUCUAGCGUAAUGUCCGUGAGAGCGACGGAUCCGGACCAAGGAGUGAAUGGAAAAAUCACGUAUGCCAUCGGCGAAGAAACGAGCUGGCUGUUCAGAGUUGACAACCUGACGGGCGUUAUCACAACGGCUGGGCCCCUGGAUCGCGAGCGGCAAAGUUCCUACAGCUUCGUCGUGGUGGCAACAGACAGCGGCAAGUACGAUGCCAGGAGUACCACGAUCCCGGUGGAGAUCCGUGUGAGCGACGUCAACGACAACGCGCCGGUCUUCGAGGAGUAUCCUUUCCGCGCUCGUGUGUCGAUCGGCACACAGCCGGAGAAGAACAUCCUUCGAGUAGUGGCGACUGAUCUCGACGACGGUCCCAACGGAGAGGUUGUCUACUCCUUUCUGCACGAGCAGGAGAAGCCUAAAUUCAGGAUACAUCCGAACACGGGCGCGGUCACUGCCGCCUUGUCCUUGUCGCAGGAUAACGGCAAGACUUAUCACUUAGAGGUGCUGGCCAGAGACAAGGGGAACCCGCCAAAAAGCGCUCGAGGACUGAUCGAACUUCAGGUGGGCGAUCUCGCCGAUUUGACGCCGGGGUUGAAAUUUCAAAACGAGUCGUACGAGGUGGUCGUUCAGGAGAACUCCGCGGCCGGUACCGAAGUGCUCCAGGUCUCAUCCGUGCGAUCGGACGGCAGAAGGCAACACGUUUCCUACUCCCUUGGCUCGGGCAACGAUUUCGGCACGUUCGCCAUCGACGAAGAUACCGGCCUGCUGCGCGUCAACGAUCCGUCGAGGUUGGACGCGGAACUGUGGACCGAUCUGAGGGUGAAACCGACGGAGGAACAAACCGAGGACAGUCGAACGAACUCGUGGGGUAGAUCACUGGAGGGGCAGCAGUCCAAGGAGAAGCCCAGGGAAAGCUCGAAGCACGUUCUCACGGUGGCUGCCAGAACCAGCGGCCCCGAUCCUUUGGAAGCGUACGUGAAAGUUGUGGUCAAGGUGUCCGACGUGAACGACAAUCCGCCAGUUUUCACUCAAACGCAGUACUCGGCGACGGUGUUGGAGGGAAACGUUAAAGGAGAUUUUGUCGUCAAGCUUUCGGCGAGCGACGCGGACCAAGGGAUGAACAGCAGGAUCUUGUACCAUAUCGUGGACGGUAAUCCGGACAACGCGUUCACCAUCAGUCCACCGUACAGCGGCAUAGUUCGGACCAACAUCGUGCUCGACCGUGAAAUACGAGAGAAAUAUAGACUAACGAUCAUCGCGACGGAUCAAGGGAACCCACAGUUGACAGGAACGGCCGCUCUCAGUGUUCGCGUGAUCGAUAUCAACGACAAUCAGCCGACUUUUCCCGAGCACAGCAUCAUCUCCGUUUCCGAAGGUACCACCGUUGGCACCGUGUUGACCACCAUCACGGCGAACGACGUGGACAGCUCUCCGGCCCUGAUCUAUCGAUUUGGCAACGUGACCAGUCCCGGCCCCUUCAGCAUCGACAGAUACGGAGGCAAAGUGGUUCUUCGUAGACGCCUGGACGCCGAAACAAGGUCGGAGUACAGCCUGCAGGUCAUCGCCAGCGACGGUAUUCACGAGGCGACCACGGAUCUGAUAGUUCGCGUCACGGACCUCAACGACAACGCACCGCGAUUUCAACAGUCCGCUUACAUCGCCACGCUGCCUGAGGGGAGAGGAGAUUUGCAGGAAAUUUUGACGGUGAACGCGACCGACGACGAUCUUACGGAGGACAACAGUCGGGUGCGAUAUUAUCUGCUGAAACCUACCAAAGGUUUCUCGGUGCAUCCAGUCACCGGCGUUCUGACGGUUAAUCGUACCGCGAUACUAAGACCGUUGCCCAAAGAGGUGGAGUUGGCCAUCGUAGCGGAGGAUUACGGCAAGCCACCGGCGUCGUCCAUAUGUUCCGUGGUCGUGCGAUUGAGCAGCUUGAAGAGCAGCCUGCCCGGCAAAGAGUACAAGGUCACUGUCAAGGAAAAUACUUUGAAAGGCACCACUCUAAUGAGGUUGUCCGACGUGGACCUUCUGGACGGGGCGAUCGUGGCUGGCGAUGACAGCGGAACGUUCGAGGUGUCCAGAGGCAAAUUGAUCCUCUCGAAAACGCUCGACAGAGAAACGAAGGACAGGUACGUUUUACGGUUAGGCUCGAAGAACGAAAAUAUGACAACCGGAUCGCUGGUAGGAGGCGAGCCUGUCACGGUGAUAAUUACAGUGGAAGACGUAAACGAUAAUUAUCCCCGUUUCUUGGAGGAUCUUCACCAAGUGUCGAUCAAAGAGAACGCAGCUCGCGGCACCACAGUGGCCGUGUUACGCGCCAAGGACGACGAUCUGGCCGGAACCACGGCCGCAAACUUACUGUACGAGAUCACUUCCGGUAACGACGGUGGCCUCUUUCGGGUAGACAAAACCACCGGCGUGGUGCUGGUAAACGCGACUUUGGAUUGCGACCUCGAGCCAGACGUUCACAACCUAGUGGUGAUGGCGUGCGACAGCGAUCCGGCCUCUCCUCUCUGCGCCUUAACGAGGCUUCGCAUUCGUCUGGAGGAUGUGAACGAUAAUUCGCCGAAAUUCCCAGUCUCGGAGUAUCUGGAGUUCGUCGGCGAGAACGAGCCGAUUGGUACCACCGUAUUUUCGGCGCGUGCCUCGGACUUGGACCGCGGUAUAUUUGGAUCGUUAAACUACAGCAUCGUGUCGGCAGCGGCGACCGGAUUCUCCGACAUCGACGAUAGUUGGAAGUUGUUCGCCGUGGACGGGAAGUCCGGAACGGUGACGACACGUGCCAUUUUCGACUACGAGCUGCGAAAUCGAUACGCGUUCACUCUGCGCGCCACCGACACGGGCGGUCGAACGGCGGCCGUCAGAGUCCGAGUUGAGAUCGAGUCCAGGGACGAGUUUUACCCGCAGUUCACGGAGAGGAUGUACAAAUUUGGCAUAGUGAGCGGUGCCCAGGUGCUUCCGGGGACAGUGAUCGGUCACGUGACAGCGACAGACCGAGACAAAGGUCCCGACGGACGAGUCGUUUAUCAAUUGACUUCUCAACACCCGUACUUCAAGCUGAAUCGUACUACGGGCGCCCUGAUCGUGAAGCAGAAGCUGGUGCACAUCGACAUGGACGUGGAGGAGUCGUCGAGGUUGGUGGUCAGUGCCAGUUCCGGUAGACAGGGCUCCUUGUCGAACAUGACUGUGGUAGAAAUCACGUUGACGGACGACAGCGACUCGAGCAAAGCUAAAGGCGCGACAGCUCUUGCUACUCCGACCGACGUUGGAUCGAACAUGGCGGUCGCAGCGACCGGAGGACUGGCCGAUUGGGCGUUGGGUUUGCUGAUCGCUCUGCUUCUCCUGGUCGUCGCUUUCGGCGCUAUUUUUCUCUAUCUUCAUCUUCGAAAUCGAAGGCACAAGAAACCCGGCACGAAACCGGGUUUGAAUGGGGAGAAUAACGCCACCGCGUCCAACAGCUACGUAGAUCCGAGCGCAUUCGACACCAUACCGAUCCGAAGCGUGGCCGGAGUGGUCGGUGCAGGAGGUAACGGUGCUGGGAACGGUAACGGAGGUGGAGGCGCUGCAUCCUGUCAGUUUGCACCACCAAAAUACGACGAGAUACCACCGUACGGCACCUCCGGCCAAUCUGGACAACAACAGGCGACGUCCGAACUGUCUGGUAGCGAUCAGUCCGGUUCGUCUGGCAGGGGAUCGGCCGAGGACGACGGCGAAGACGAGGAGAUCCGAAUGAUCAACGAAGGCCAGCAGACUGGGGACUCAGCUAGCGAUCUGUCGGUUCACAAUACUCAGGAAUAUCUGGCCAGGCUGGGCAUCGUUGAUCCUCCGGCCGGAACUCCGCGAAGACCACCAGAAGCACUACCUCUCGACAGUUUACACUUGUUCGAGGACGAGGCUGCCACCGAAGCGGACAUCGCCACACUGAUUUACGGGAAGAUCGGUGAGCCAGGGAGGCCGAUGUCGGGUUUAGAAGUUCCUGGUGGUCCGUCCAUGAACGGAUCCCUGAGCUCUAUCGUGCACAGCGAGGAGGAACUAACGGGGUCGUACAAUUGGGACUAUCUGCUCGAUUGGGGACCCCACUAUCAACCACUUGCUCACGUGUUCAGUGAAAUUGCCAGGCUGAAAGACGACGCUGCUAGCGUUCAAAGCGGGAAUUCCGGCAGCAGCGGGAAAACCAAGUCUGUACAUAAAGCUCCGCCGCCGCCAUUGCUCACAUCUGUUGCUCCUCGAUCGUUGGCGGCUCCCGCAUUAGCCAGGGGGAUCCUUCCGAGAUCUCCGAUCAGUCACGACGCUUCCACAUUUCCGUCGGCGGCCCUUAGCCCGAGUUUCUCCCCGUCCUUGUCUCCUCUCGCCACCAGAAGCCCUAGUAUCAGCCCUUUGGUGCCACCUGCCACCCAAAGAUCCAGUCAGAGCGUCAAUAGAGGUAUUCCAGUCACCGACGCCGAGUUGAGGAUCUAACGAGAUCGCCUUCAGGUACCAGCGUUAGUAACGCUACAGUUUGAAAUCGGUGUUGUCAUGUACAGUCGGUAAGAUCGAUUCGAGAGUUGUCCAAUCGUGGCGACUCGGUUUCGUGUGAUUCCAGUGUGCACUGUGUAUAAAGUAGAGACUUUAAGCUGACUGGAGGGAAUUUUCUUUUUUUUUUUUUUUUUUUUCCUUUUCAAUUUUCCUUUUCCCUCCGUGAUAGACCAACGCCUCUUUUACGCGUCUUAGUUGUAGCAUCGAAACGAACGUUUGUAGAUAUCCACGCGCAAUGAUCCUAACGUAUAUAACGUAUAUUUUUUCAACGUACGAGAAAGAGGCGACCGCGCGAUAUUUUUCGAUAUUUUUCUAAAGACAGAUGUACGACUGUUACUCGAUCGUCGGCCGAUCGAUAGCUGAAAUAAUACUCGUUUUGUUUGUACAUAGGGAAGCCCGAGAUGGGCGCCUAGCCGCUAAGUGAUCGUGUAAAUAAUACUCAUGCGAAAGGACAAAAACAGAAGUAAUGCGUUAUAAUCAAAAGAUAGACUGCCUCCAAUUCGAUGUUCACACCUUCGUGCCAUGCCCGGUGAAACGCGCGGCUGUACAUCAUCAAAUUUUAUUGGAGACCGAGUGGGAUCGGUCGAUCCACUCGGACGAGCGUUUCCUCGAGCAUGGGGCGAUGCCAAUCGGUUAAAAACGCGUCGACACGAGCGAACUGAUUUAUCUGAUAUUCGUGCUCGCGCAACUCCAGAGAAUUCCUUUUACGCCUCUCCAGUUGUCAUUUCUACUACUUUGUAUUCGUCUCGUCUUCCGAUUGUUAUUUUCGAUGUAACGGAAGACGACGACGUUUUUCUUUCAGCCAGGUACGUUAUACAUAAAAAAAUUAGGAAAUAGAUAUGUCAUAUUUUGUAUAAAAAAAAAAAAAAGGACAACUCUUUGUACAAAGACUCUUCUGUGAGCCAAUGAUUCACUUUACGGUGAAUUCUAAAUAAAUGAAUUUUUUAGGAA